Monodelphis domestica (gray short-tailed opossum) is the source of this 5072-nucleotide messenger RNA. The record is from RefSeq and is a predicted model, not a curated record. Lineage: Eukaryota; Metazoa; Chordata; Mammalia; Didelphimorphia; Didelphidae.
CCCCCAGGUCCAGAAGCCACCAGGGUCUCUCAGCUUAGGCCAGAAGUAAGUCCAGCCCAGUUCAGCUGCUGGCUUGGCUCCAACUGUCUCUCCUGGGAACACUCCAAAGGAAUUGUCACCUUGAUUGAUAGCUCUUCUGUCCUCAGCUUUCUGUCUUGCCUGUCUUUGACACUCCCCCAUCUCUGACCUUUCUCCCGGACUUCCAGAGUUCACUGGAACUUGGUCAGAGCCAGGGAAGCAGAACCAGGGGGAGAAGUGAGGAGGAGCCCAAAGAGAGCAGUCACCCAGCUGGGAGAAGCCCCCAUGGAGACGCCUGGGAGACUUUUGCCACCCCAUUUCUAUGAUAUGGAGAAAAUCCAAAGAACGCGAGAUGAGCUUGAGGUUGGAGACCAAGAUGUCUUCAUAGUGACCUUUCCCAAGUCAGGAACCCACUGGAUGGUUGAGAUCGUCAGCCUGAUCUACUCAAAGGGGGAUCCCACUUGGGUCAAGUCUUCCCCUAUGUGGAAACGUUCUGCUUGUGUAGAGAUUAAUUAUGCUGUAGAAAUGGUCAAGGAUAAGGCCAAGCCACGGCUCUUCACUUCCCAUCUCCCAAUCCAUCUCUUCCCUAAGGCCUAUUUUACCAGCAAGGCCAAGUUCCCAUUUCUCUUUCAGAUGAUUUACGUUGCCAGGAAUCCAAGGGAUAUCAUCACAUCUUUGUACCAUUUCCAAAGGCAGCUGCCAUUUUGCCAGACAUUGUUUUCCUUUGAGCAAAUCAUUGAGAGCUUCCUGCAAGGAAAUCCUGUUUUAGGGUCCUGGUUUGACCACAUCAAAGGAUGGCUGCCCAUGAGAGAUUCAGAAAAGUUUUUGUUCUUUACCUAUGAAGAACUUAUUCAGGAUCUCAAGACCAGCGUCGGGAAGAUUUGCCAAUUCCUGGGCCAGGAGCUGAGUGAGGAAGAAAUCGGCUCCGUGGCAGAGAAUGCCUCCUUCCCAGUCAUGAAGAAACACAUGCUGGAAGUCAUGGAGCCCAUCGACCUAGGACACGUGGAGCCUUUCACCAUGCACAUCAUGAGAACGGGAACCUGUGGAGACUGGAAAAACCACUUCACAGUGACUCAGCUGGAAAGAUUCAACAAGGUGUACCAAGAGAAGAUGGCGGGGCUGGGGCCAGACCUGUUCCCGUGGGAUCAGUGCUGAUUCGGGCCCUCGCCAAUCCACCCAGAUAGCGUCUGCAGGCAGAGAGAAUUCUUCCUGCUCUUCCCCAUCCCUGUUCCCCCACUUCCUGCUCUCUCCUCUUAUUAUGUAGCUAGCAAAGAGAAAAGCAGCGUUGGAGAUUCUGGGCGUCCAAUCUUCUUCCUAGAGGAAAAGUUGCCCAGAGCAUCCAUUACUGAGCCGAUGACUGGCCCUCUGCCAGACGAGCCCUGGAGGCUGCCUUCAGGCCGAUGACCCUUUCUGUCCUUGUCAUUCUUUUCCAAUCAAUGACCCUAACCCUAACCCAGCUCACCUCCGGGAAACAAAGAGAAUCACACCAUGGCCUGCUCAUGGCAAAUACUUUCCAAAGUGCCAGCUUUCGCAUGACAAUUAAUCCCUGGUUUCUAGGCCACUCCCGGCUUUCGGGCAAAUCGCACAUAAAGAAGGCUGGUGACAAGGGCGCUUCUCUGGUGGUUUGUUUUGCAUGAAGAGUCUCAUGCUGGAAGGGACAAAACGUCCACCUGUGCCGGCCAAAGUUGAGAUGAUAAAGGAUGACAUCUGCGCCCUGGGCAGACUGAGUAAAGGAAUGGCCCAAAGGAACCAAAUCCGCAUGGCAGAGUUCCACUCUGCUCCCAGAGUUCACCUUCGAACAGGGGAGACUCUCCUCAGUGGAGGCCAGGCUGGGGGUCAUGGGGUGCUUGGGGCACAUGAACAGUCUGCUAUCUUGGUAGCUGGGGGCCUGGCUGAAUAGAAUGAGGCACUGGCAGAGCCCUGAACACGUAACCAUGAGGCAGGACAUUGAACAAUGAUGGGGAAUGAAGACAGGCUGAUCUGAGUCAGCUGACUGGAACUCCCUUGGGCCAGUCGUCCCCAGCAGCCAAGUGGCUACAUAAGCAUUUGGUAAUCAGGUGAUCAGGAAGGGGUAUCAACAGCCUGAGCUGGCCAAGUCACUAGGAUAACUCAAUACCUUUUAAGGAAAAGCCAGCUAACUUGCAUGGGGAUGCGGGUUAGGAUAAUGCUCUUCUCUUGCAAGGCACCUGUCUGAUGCUUGUGCUCCAGGAAAGCAGGGGUUAAUUUGCUUAUAUUUCCGAGGUCCUCAUUGGAGGGGGCACCAUGGGAGGAGGGUGGUCCUGUGGGAUUGUGCACCAUGAGAAUGGGUGGGGGCAAGCAGCAGCAUGGCGAAUGUGAGGAGCCUGAGUAUGCUGAAAAUUCACCAGUAAGAAUCCAGGGCAUCGGCAUGGAGAUAAAAGGGAGAAUUCCUUGGGGAAUGAAGACUGGAAUAUGGCUCAGUAAGAAAGCCUGAAAAGGCCUCAAAAGAGGAAAAGAGCAGUGGGGUACAUGAGGACAGUAGGAGUGUAAAAAUUAGAUUAGUCUCCACUGAUAAAAAUAUUAUAUUUUGUGAGGUUUAUGAAAGAUUAUUAGAAAUCAAGGAUAAAGAAAUACAAAAUAAGGAAAGCACGUGCCUAGGGUUGAUUAGCCCAUUCACAUUCACUUACUACAUCUUGCAUGCCAUAGAGAGACAUGUGUUCUUAAAAGUGGAAGAAGAGAGCGCUUGGGAGGCAGAGAGUACUUUAAAUACUAAAUUGUGUUCUCUCACUCAGGUGAAAUUAUAGGGAGUUCUGGGAAGUACCAAGGACUUCUGGGGAUUGCAGUCCAGGGUUCAAAUCUCCAUUUUACAUUACCCCCCCCCCCGUGAUUGUAUUGGAAACCAGUUUUCCCAAAAGGAUCAUGGAAACAUAAUCAACUUAAAGAUUACAAUAAUAUGAGGAUAAGAGGAAAAGAGAACAAAACCAAUGAUUGCUAGGCACAUUGACAAAAAGCCAGUUAGGGGGCAGGCAGUCCCCUUUGGCAUAAGAGUAUACAUACAAAUUAAAUGUUCACUCAACCACACCCAAAAUUCAUUCUUGAUCUUCUUGUGCAGCUUGUGGUCUGUGGAGGCAUCUUCAUGGUGUCUUCUCCAAACAGAUCAGUUUCUGGAUUCAGAGAGGUAGGAUGUUUCUUAACUUAAAAUUUCUCUCUCAAGGAAUUUAAACUUUGCAAUAUAAAAUAAUAAUAAUUGUACAUUGCCCCCAUGAAGAGGGUGAUUGAAAAACAUGGGGAUCACUUAGGGAUGCAUGGCUGAGUUAUGAGUAUAUGAAUCAAUUGGCAAGAGAAAUUAAAAAGACAUCAGAAAAAAUCCAAAUUAAAAAAGAUAAUUUCUGGAUGAAAUAUAGACUAUCAAUGUAUUCUGUGUAAAAAUUCCAAGUAAAGGGAAAAUAAAUCCAUAACAAGUCCUUGAAUCAGGGCCCAAUUAAAAUGAUAUAAGCAAGUAAGCAUUUACCUAGUCAGUAACCAGUACUACAGAAAGUUGCCACAAUAUGAAAGACAGAAAAGGGACUAGAUUAUAGGAGCCAGGUAGGAGCUAAAUUUGAGAUACUCGUCUGUAAGUAUUUUCACAAAGAGUGUAGAUACAAGGAACUCCUAUGACUUAACAUAUGUCAAGCAUCGCAACCUCGAGUCCACAUUAAUAUUUCCUGUGUGCUCUUUUUGGCACUAUUCAGGUUUAGUUUUGUGCUUCUUUGACCCUGUGCAAUGGCUCUUUUGUAUAUCUUGUCCUGGAAUCGGACAGAAUCAUUAAGCAAAGUCCCAUAAUUUUUUUUAAACAAUUAGUGGCAACAUUUUUAUAGUUGCACACUUUUGGGGAAUGCAUUGACAUUAUAGCAAAUAUAUUUUAAAUUUAUAUUACUGCAAAAUCAAAAAAGUUAAAGAAAAUCUUAAUACUGGUGACAUAUGCUUCAAAUAUAAAAAGGAGAGAAAAAACAAAAGAUGGAAAUAGUAUAUUGCACAUGCAAGAAAAAUAUAAUAAUAAAAGAGUUUUUAAAUUCAAAAAUAUAGCUUAUAACCAUUGACACACUGUGUCAGCUAAGGAAAUAUCGAAUAGAAGGCUUUCUCACAAAAAAUGAGAUCCAUUUCCUCUUCAUACCUGGCCAUGAUCCACUGUGAGGAUGAGCAAAUGAAUUUUAAAAGAUAACGGUUUUUUUAUAAAGAACAGUAGUACAAAUAUGUAGGUAUCAAUAUCCCCAAAAUUUUCAAUAGCCCAGUUAAAUACAAUAGCAAACAAACCCACUAUCAUAUUUUAUAUGAGUCUGCAGUAUGACAUUUAAAGAAACUGGAUACUUGUCACAAACUUUUCAGGUGUAGCAAAUAUUUCAACCUUGGUAAACAUAUUUAAACAAAGUAAAACUCAUUUGGGUCUAGAACAUCAUCAAGAAAUCUAGAUAUCAUUACAAAAAAUGUGGGAGAGGAUUCUAGGAAAAAACCAAACCCCUGUACUGUUGAUGUUGGGUAAAGUGAGCUGAAGAGUUAUAAAUGAGAGAUGCUCCUCUUUUGGGAGUCUUCUAGGGGUACAAUUCCAUGGGAUUAACUUCCCAGCUCCUUUGGUAUGAGACUGUGAUGCCCCAUCUGUUUACAUUUUUAUAAAUGUGGGAGGGGAGGAUUAAAUUUGUACUUCACUUCAGCUAUGAAAAUAGACCUUACCUCCUGUUAGGGGCAGGCAAAAUGACCAGAGAUUGUUAAAAACCAAUUCUAAAAAUCACAUCUAAAGACCCCUUAAAAUCAAUUUGAAAUAUUUAGCUCAUUAAAUUUUCCAAAGUUUGUUAUACAAUUGUAACCAGUUCUGAUGAAGUCCAUCUAUUCUCUUGGUGACAAUUUACAAAUUCAAAACAGAAAAAGGCUGGUUUUAUAUAUGGGCUUAUUCAAUAAUAUUUGUUCAGUAUAGUUAUAGGGGAAAAGCAACAGAAUUUAACAGUAGUUAAAACCCAGUAUAUUAAAAUGAUUCAGUGUAACAGAAUAGUAUUGAAUACAUUAAUAUAUGAACUUAAAACCAUCAAAAUUAAAUCUUAAACAAAACAAUCAGCAAAAUGCAA